AUGAAUUAUGGAGAAAACAAAACGGCGGAAGGAAUCUACUUUAAACGAGUAGCCACAAUAAAUCAUAUCUUCGGUUCUUAUCUUGAUACUCAUCUCACUCCAUGGAAGAGAGCAAUCCCAGGCGCUUUUGAUUUGAGCUUCUCACAUCUACAAAACUGUGAAAUUCAUCUGUUCAACUGCUGGUUUGAUAAUUAUUCCCUUGGCCAUCCUGGACAGAGAUCAGACCUUCAAGUCGAUGGGUUAUAUGAGACUGCUGAAUUCAUCCGUGCCCUGAUCACUCAGAUGUUUCGAAUUUUAGGCGAGGGAGGCUACCAAAAGGUGAUUCUGUUGGGCAUAAGCUAA
Messenger RNA from Penicillium macrosclerotiorum, 342 nucleotides. RefSeq lists its product as uncharacterized. Lineage: Eukaryota; Fungi; Ascomycota; Eurotiomycetes; Eurotiales; Aspergillaceae. Bases 1 to 342 code for a protein of 113 amino acids. The record is from RefSeq and is a predicted model, not a curated record. The transcript has 2 exons.